AUGACUAAACAUCAGCUAGAUACGAAUUGUUCUGCGAUUAAAAGUAUUGCCGUCAUGGGAGCUGCAAAGACGGGAAAAACUAACCUUAUUUCAAGGUUUUUGGGACAGUCUUUUGAAGAACGACACAAUCCAACUGUAGAAGACUAUCACAUUGGGAAAUUCUAUCUGGGAGAAACGUUAUGUCAUAUGGAAAUAACCGAUACCUCUGGUAGCUUUGAAUUCCCAGCCAUGGAACGGCUUACUAUGGAGAAAUCAGACGCUUUUAUUUUCGUUUAUUCGUUAGAAGACGAAAAGAGUUUUGAACAUGUUAAGAUGUCUUUGAAGAAACUUAAAGAAGUGAAGGAUAUUAGUAAGGUUCCGAUAAUUGUGGUGUGUAAUAAAGCUGAUUUAGCGAAUAUUGUUUCACUACGAAAUAUGCAAAUGCGUUUGGACAAUGAUGACGUCCCUAUACAGUGCUCGCUAUAUCGCGAAAGUCGUGGAGAAAGUAGCGUGUCGAAAGAGCAUGCUAUCUGCGCGCAAUUGGAACAGGUUCGCGCGCUGGGUUGCGAGUUCUUGCUGACGUCUGCCAAGUUUCGAUGGAAUGUGAACCGCAUUUUUCAACAGUUAUUCAGAGAACGCAAAACAAACACGGAGAAAAGCUCGCCAAAAACGACAUUCCUAUUUAAAAUCAAACGAAGAAAAGAUGCUUCCCGUGCGAAGACUAUUUAA
Molecule: messenger RNA, 708 nt
Organism: Paramuricea clavata
Lineage: Eukaryota; Metazoa; Cnidaria; Anthozoa; Malacalcyonacea; Plexauridae
Source: the annotation of a GenBank genome assembly